CGCCGGGGGGUGUGACGUCACUUCGCCCGUCGCGAUGUCAUCGCCGCACCCCUCACCCAUCCCAGCGCCGGGUCUCCUCUGCCCAACCGCCGCCGAGCCGCCCGCUCUUGGCACCGUGAGGCCUUCACCGGCAGUGACGUGAUGUCACCAAGAGGGGCCUGACGUCACCGUGGGGACGUGACGUCACCAGUUAUCCCUGGGGGGUGGUGGUGGGGAGGGUUCCGUAGGCAGCCCUCACCAUUCCUACUCUUAGCUGCCGGUGCUGCUGCGUGGCACUGCGGACGAGGAGGGGCCGUGCCCCGGGUUCGUGCUGGAGGAGAUCAGCAAUCUCUCGUGAGUCGGCAGGCAGCAGCCAGUGCCUGCUGGAGUUCCUGCUGGGCCGGCUGCGCAGCGGCUCCUGCCACGUCAAGCUGAAGGUAUGGCAUUGCUGCGGGCUGGGGGCAGUGGCGGAGCUGUGGAGUGGACUCUUCACCCCAAUGUUGGACCCCCAACAUCCUGUCAGGUGCUGAAGAUCCUGCAGCACACGUGUGCCCAGGGUUCACCCCAGUUCCUCCUGCAGCUGAGGAGGAACGCUGCUUUCAUUCGGGAGGCUGCAGCAUUCACUGGGCCCCCAGACCCCCUCCACGGCAACAGCUUAAACCAGAAGGUCCGGGCUGCUGCGCAGGACUUGGCCAGCUUUCUCUUCUCGGAUGCUCUGCUCCCAGCCGUUACCACACUGCCUGCCCGUCCCCUGCCUCCUGCAGGCAUGGGUUCCAAAUCCAGUCCCUGCAGCUCCAUGCAAGGAUUUGGCUUCAGCAGCGAGAGAGGCGGCUCCACCUCAGCAGGUGAAGCCCUGCUCAGCACCAUCCAGCGAGCAGCUGAAGCGGUGGCCAAUGCUGUGCUUCCCUCACCGGAGGGACCCCGGUCUCACUGUGGGGAGCUCCAUGAGGAUGCCUACCAACCUGUGACAGCUCCUUCUCCUGCAAGGAGCCUGGCCAGCUCAACCAAUCCACCUGCAGCCACUACAGCUCACAUUGCCCGAGUGAGCCACCAGCCGGGGCUGGCGGGGGGCGGCUGGGAGGAGGCAGACAGCGGGCACAGCUCCCAGAACUCCUCGCAGGAGAAUGGUGACCUGAGCCGCACCUCAGACACCUACAGCAAAUCGGGCAGCGACAGUCACUCUGGGGCCAGCCGGGAGCUGGUGAGCGGGGCUGAGAGGGUGGAUGCUGACAGCCUGGGUGAUUGCCUGAGGGAGGUGAGCCUGGUGUCAGCGCUGACCCAGGGUGCCAGGGUCUUCCUGACUAGGGAGGAGGCACAGCACUUCCUCAAGGAGUGUGGGCUGCUGAACUGCGAGGUGGUGCUGGAGCUGCUCAGUCGGGCCCUGGAGGACCCCAGUGACAAUGUCCGCAUGCGGUCCAUGAGCGCCAUCUCAUCCCUCAUGUGCUCCGACCUGUUGGCUCUGGACCAGAUCUUUGCAGGAACACGACAGCAACUGCAGCAGCUCAGCCAAGGCAGCCCCGGCCCUGUGGCCAACCGAGCAACCAAGAUCCUGCGGCAGUUUGAGGCUCUAUGCAGAGGCCGCCCGUCCCCCAAAACCUCACGCCCGUGCUCAGCUCCAUUUACCCUCGCUGAGGGCUCAGCCCCAUGCACAGGGGACCUGCUGACGGACAUCCCACCUCUGCUCGAUGAAAGCAUCCUCCAGCCCCUGACUGCACCCACACUCCCCGGCACUGCACCAGCUGUGGAGACAGAGCCGGCAUUGGAAGAGGAGCCCUGGGAGCAGCCCAGCCCCACAGCAGUGCCUGUCGCACACAGACAGGAGGCAGCGAGCAGGUUGGUGGGGGAUGUGGGCACGACGGCAGUGCCCACCCGCAGCCUGUCCCUGUUUGCUGGCAUGGAGCUGGUGGCACCGCCGGGCACGGCGCUCACCCUGCGCUCACCGCCUGCGGAGCCGCGGACGUUGCCACAGCCCCAAGGUGACACCAUGCCUGAUCGGAGCGAUGCAGAGCCCUCAGCCUUCUCCUUCCUCUACGCAUAGCUGCCUCCGGGAUCCUGCAGGGCUGCGGGCGAUGGCUGUGGGGCUCAGCGUGGGCUUCUCACCAACAAGCAGCCCUAUGGAGACAAGGGCAAUGGGGCUGCGCCUGGGCGCUGCCAGGGAGCUAUAGGAUAUGAAAUGGGGCCGGUGGCAGAGCUUUAAGGAGUCUGUCACUGUCUUCCCGUUCUGGGAAGGUAGGUGGCCCGGCCUGACCCGUGGGGGUCCGUGCUGCAGACCCUGCAGGGCCGGGGAAGCCCUGAGUUGGACGCAGGGUCAGAGCUGUAGGGGUCGCGCUGCGGUGAUGCUGGUGGGGCCGCAGCCGGAAAGCACCAAUAAACCUGAGCCCGGAUGGGA
Molecule: messenger RNA, 2368 nt
Organism: Lagopus leucura (white-tailed ptarmigan)
Lineage: Eukaryota; Metazoa; Chordata; Aves; Galliformes; Phasianidae
Gene: TEPSIN
Product: TEPSIN adaptor related protein complex 4 accessory protein
Exons: 11
Coding region: 419-2017 (532 amino acids)
Cellular component (GO): trans-Golgi network membrane
Source: RefSeq, a predicted model, not a curated record